UUACUUGGGAAAAGAGGAAGAAGAAUAUUACCACCAAAAUAAGCCAUUUCAGAAGAACAACACCAAACAAAAAAAUUCUUUUCGACAUUCCAAUGGAAAAAGUGCGCGAAAAUCGACGCUGCAUUUAUAAGUCAUUACCGACACAGAUUUCCGACGGCAGCGGUCGCAAAACUUAAAUAUAUAUUGGGAACAAAACCCUCAUUUUUUCUCAAUUCUCACUUCCUCGCCUCACUUUUUUUCUCUGCUCUUUCCUUGGCGAUUCACCUCUUAGGACAGCGAAAGAAAGCCGUCCAGUAGCGCCGCCGUUGACGGCAGCACCACCGCUCAGUCGAGAUGACAUCUCAGGAGAACGAUCGUCCACUAAGUGCUAGUGCAGUGAAACGUAAAUCUAAGGGAAAGAAAAAAGUUUCUGAGACUACAGGUACACAGAGUCAAAAGUUUGUAGAGGUUGGAACGCUAGAUGAUUUUGGGAGGCUGGUUAUCGCUCCUGCUGAGACUAAUGGGUUUUUUCCCUCCAUCGAAUCUAUGAAUAUGAUUAUGGAUUCUAUAAAGUCAUUUUAUCAUGAUGCUUGGAGUUCCUGGGACGAGAUACCUGUCUUUGACAGAGAGAAGAUGUGGAAUCACUUUAGGACGAAGUGUGCAUGGUAUCCCAAAGACGAUUAUAAGAUGUUUUGUAAUUUUGAGCUAAACGCUAUGUAUAUGUUUAACGAUAUCUUGGAGAGUGCUUGGGAAAAGAAUCAGAAGCCUGAUUGGAUGCCAGAAGGUAUAUGGGCUAAACUUGAUGAAAAGCGGACCACUGCAAAAUUUCAAAAGACGAGCAUCGAAGCAAAGGCACCACGAGCUUCCAACAAGGGUGACUCAUUGCACAUCGGGGGUUCAGCUAGUAUGGGAACUCAUCAAAGGAAAUUGGAAAAGAAAAAAGGGAGAACUAUGACUUAUGAUAAGGUCUUAGAGGAGAAACAGGUGAAAAAGAAAAAGGAUGGUCGUGGUACUUUGGUGGAGCCACAUGUUGAGAGGACAAAUGUUGGGUAUAAAAGAAGCUUGGAUGAAUGGCGUCAAAGUCAACCUACUUCUGAGGAUGAUAGCUCAAAACAAUCAUCAGACGAGGAUGAAGCUUCAAUAUUGCCGAAGAAGACUGGUGGAGUAAAGAAACGUAAAGCAAGCGGCCUUGGAUCAGAGCAUUGCGUAGGCUGUAUCACGUAUGGAUAUACUGCUGCUUCUUUAAGUUCUCCGUUGAAACAGAAUGAGGAAGAGAUAGAUUCAUUGCAGAUACAAGUACAAGAGUUGUUGAAAAAGCAAAAAGCAGACCGUUUAAGAUUUGCUGGACUGGAGAAUCUAGUGCGUCAUCUCUUAGACAAAUGCUGAUAUGAUGAGCCUGACAAUGAGUCUGAUAGGAGCAUCAGUUUGUUGUGCUUGUGAUGUUGAAACAUUUACUUGUUUGGUUCCGUUGGGAUAUUACUUGAACGGUGUUUGGAUGUUUUAGACUUGCUUUUGGAUGCUCUACUUGAACGGUGUUUGGAUGUUUUAGUUAUAAACGUUUAUGU
Solanum stenotomum is the source of this 1544-nucleotide messenger RNA. RefSeq lists its product as uncharacterized. The transcript is spliced from 7 exons. The record is from RefSeq and is a predicted model, not a curated record. NCBI's taxonomy places the organism in Eukaryota, Viridiplantae, Streptophyta, Magnoliopsida, Solanales, Solanaceae. The coding region runs from base 334 to 1365 and encodes 343 amino acids.